AUGGCGACCCCGCCUGCGGCCUCCUUUGUGCGUCAGAACUACCACCCUGAGUGUGAGGCCUACGUCAACACCCACAUCACCCUGCAGCUCUACGCCUCCUACGUGUACACGUCCAUGGCGUCCUAUUUCGAUGGCACGUCGUGCAAGCACUUGGUUGAGUUCCUCCUGCAGCAGUCAAGUAAGGAGAGGGCGCUUGCGGAGAGGCUGAUGCAGCUGCAGAACCAGCGCGGGGGCCAAAUCCACCUGCGGGACAUCAGCAGGCCUGACCGCAACAACUGGGAGAGUGGCCUGAGGGCCCUGGAGUGUGCCUUGCACCUGUCCAUCGUGGUAAACCAGAGCCUGCUUGAUCUGCACCAGCUGGCCACCCAGAAGGGGGACGGCCACCUGGGCGAUUUCCUGGAGAGUCACUACCUGCACCAACAGGUGAUGUUCAUCAAAGAGUUGGGGGACCAUGUCACUCAGCUGCGCAAGAUGGGAGCUCCGGAAUCCGGCCUGGCAGAGUACCUCUUUGACAAGCUCACCCUGGGUGGCAGCAAGAAGAACUGA
This is a messenger RNA of Artibeus jamaicensis (Jamaican fruit-eating bat), 546 nucleotides long. Its product is annotated as ferritin heavy chain-like. Gene Ontology annotation, molecular function: ferric iron binding; ferrous iron binding. The record is from RefSeq and is a predicted model, not a curated record. Gene Ontology annotation, biological process: intracellular iron ion homeostasis; iron ion transport. Gene Ontology annotation, cellular component: cytoplasm. The transcript has a single exon. NCBI's taxonomy places the organism in Eukaryota, Metazoa, Chordata, Mammalia, Chiroptera, Phyllostomidae. Bases 1 to 546 code for a protein of 181 amino acids.